Molecule: messenger RNA, 2542 nt
Organism: Aspergillus sclerotioniger CBS 115572
Lineage: Eukaryota; Fungi; Ascomycota; Eurotiomycetes; Eurotiales; Aspergillaceae
Product: Zn(II)2Cys6 transcription factor
Exons: 6
Biological process (GO): regulation of DNA-templated transcription; DNA-templated transcription
Molecular function (GO): DNA-binding transcription factor activity, RNA polymerase II-specific; DNA binding; zinc ion binding
Source: RefSeq, a predicted model, not a curated record
UCCCCUCGUUCCUCACCGGGACGGGCUUCCGCGGUUGCCAGCUUUCCCGGUCUGCCUUCCUCCAUCCCACCUGCAAUGCCUUGCUUCGUGUCGCGGGGUUAAGUUGCGUCUUCUCACUGCUGGACAACUGCUACUGACUGGCCUGGCUCCGAGCUCUCUCCUAGUGUCCUUCCAAGGUCUCGCCCCACGUUCCAAAGAUGCUCGGACAUGGUUUCCCGGCGCCUCUAACGUAGGUGGUGCGAGUUUACUCUACGUCAUAAGAAGGUAAAUCAUCGGGAGUAUGGAAACUAUACGAGCAUGUGCUUGCUCGACGGGCCGUUUCUCCUCAAUUCUUCGCCUAUAUGGCUCGCCACUCCGUGUUGCUAGGGGUUGGCCAUUCUAUCUAUCAUUCAUCCCACCCAUCAGAGGAAUCCGGUGACGUCUCACUGCCGCCCUGGGCACUUGCAAUAUGAGUGAAUUCGGAGGUCAACACCGUCAGCUGGCGCCGGGCCCAUCGCCCACCAAGUCUGAAAAGUUGCCAUCGGGAGAAAGUCCCCCGGGGGAAAGCUUUCGGACCCCGUCGGAUGUCUCGAAGAAACGCGUCUCCAUGGCCUGCUUGGCCUGCAAGAAGUCCAAACGGAAGGCAAGUCUCUUACUUUUUUGUUCUGGAACGGCGCCUUGUGACAAUUGUCGUGCGUUCAACCGACAAUGCAUCUUUGAUGAGACGCUCGAUCAGCGCCGAAGGGUUGCUGCGAAGCGUACCGCCGAUGAGCUCAGCUAUCAUCGUGAUAUGCUGAAUGACCUCCUGAAGGUGAUGCGUGCGGAGGAUCAGGCGCACGCUCUGAAACUGCUGGAAAUCAUCCGGAAGGAUGCAACGGCCGAGGAGAUUCGUACCUAUAUCGACGAUACCCUGGGCCGGAUUGAAGGACGUAGCAAGGUGAGUGACGCGGCGGGAAGGCAGCUGCAGGAAGUUAGACGGGUGAUCGAUGUCGAAGGAGCUGGACCGUCGUUUCGUCCCAAGGUCAUGGACAUCCAUUACUUAUGCAACGAAGUGCCCUACAGGGUCCCCGCUGAGCCCUGGACCACCGUGACAGGCGAUGCAGACCUCGUCUCCCAUCUAGUGUCCCUGUACUUCACCUGGGACUACCCUUUCCAUGCCUUUCUCGACCGUGACGUUUUCCUCAGUCAUAUGCGAAAGGGUAACACCAAGUCGGAGUUUUGCAGUCCAUUCCUGGUGAACGCCCUGCUUACAAAUGCAUGCCACUUUUCAGACUACUCGGAAGCAUACGUCGAUCCAGGAGACAUCAUGACUAAAGGAGCCGAUUUUCUCGCAGAAGCUGAGCGUCUGCGGGACGACGAGCCCACGAAACUCAGCCUAGCCUACCUUCAAGGCACGCUGUUGUUGUAUGAACGGUAUUCCAUGUCCGGUGAAGAUGAUCUGGGCUAUCGGAUGCUCCACCAAGCGAUCUGGACCGGCGAGUCUCUCGGACUGAUUGGCCCAAGGAAAGUCAGCUUGAAUCCGGGGCAGAUCUCGGACGAUAUGGAUAUCUCGAUCAAGCGAACGGCCUGGGGGCUAUUCCAUAUUGACACAGUGGUACAUGCCGAUUUCCUGCGGCCUAGUCUCAUCGACAAGGUCAACCUGGAACGGCCCAAUAGGUACAGCUCCGAGGACUCGAGUUUGUGGUACCCUUAUCCAUCUCAUCGGCCUGCUCGGUCGUCCUAUCUGAGUCAUUACUUUAACGAGUCAUGCAAUCUGUGUGAAAUUGCACGAGACGUAUCACAGCAGCUUUUUGGAAUCGACGUCCACGCAGCCUCGGCCGAGUACCUACGCCACAUCCAGGAAUCACUGUAUGAGAGGCUCCGUGGCUGGUAUAGUACAUUGCCGGAUGUUUUCGACCCAUAUCAUAGGCCACCCCCUUACAUCAUCUUGUUAAGGAUGCGCUACCACACUUUGGUUAUCAACAUAUUUUCCUUUCGAACCGAGCGAGUUAGAGCCACCCCCGACUCCGAGGCACCUAAAACCCCAGAAAGCCCCCCGGGCCUGAGCCCACUGCCCAAGUACAACACCGUGGGAAUCAUCCAGUCCGCCGCGCGCGCAAUAGCCGCCCUAACCGUUCUUCAUAGGCGGGAGUACGGCAUCAGUCGCGCCCACCAUUUCGCCAUGUACGCAAUCAAUCUGGCGCUAUUCACCCUGCUGGAGUUCGAGUCUUUUGAUAUCUUAGACUCGGAUUUCCUCGCGCUCGCGAGCGCCUUCUCCAACGUCGCCAGCCGGUCCCCUCUGGGACGGUCCCUCUUUCACAUAUUCCGGCAGGCGGUUCACGCCAAGGCGCAGGGUCGGCAGCUGCGGGAAUCCAAUGUGGUGUCGGAUGAUCUCAAGGCGAUGUUCGAUGAAGAGUCCACCUCGGCAUCCAAGUGGGACGAGUAUGCCAAAGGGCUGGAGAAGCUGGAGAUGGACGAGCGUUACCAUGGGGCUUCGGACGGGGAAUUCAGCCUUUUUGAAAUGCUCGACCGAUACGAGAGCUUGAGCCUGGGCAAAGAUGAGAUUGCUCCAGAGCGGCUACGG